This is a messenger RNA of Apis dorsata (giant honeybee), 1607 nucleotides long. RefSeq names its product lachesin-like. The transcript has 10 exons. Gene Ontology annotation, cellular component: neuron projection. Lineage: Eukaryota; Metazoa; Arthropoda; Insecta; Hymenoptera; Apidae. The record is from RefSeq and is a predicted model, not a curated record. The coding region runs from base 107 to 1390 and encodes 427 amino acids.
AAAACUCGAGAAAGGAAUUCUUCUUUAAAGGUAAACACUGGAGGAGGAAUUAGGGUAACUUCGUAAUUUGUACCCAAGUGCUACGCCUCCGCCAUCCUCGAACGAAAUGAAAGAAGUCCACUCGGUAUUUAACGAGAGGGAAAGAGAGAGAGGGAGAAGAGGAGUUCUUGGGGGGGGAUCGCUUAAACGUCAAUUAACAUAUUACAUCCGGGUUUCGAGGACCUACAUCGAUCCGAAUUUCAAGGAACCAAUUGCCAAUGUAACUGCUCCAGUUGGAAGAGAAGCAAUUUUGUCUUGCGUGGUUCAAGAUUUAGCUGAAUACAAAGUGGCAUGGCUGCGCGUGGAUACCCAAACGAUAUUGACGAUAGCCAGUCACGUUAUCACGAAGAACCAUCGAAUAGCAGUGUCUCACAGCGAUCACCGAACGUGGUUCCUUCAUAUACGAGAGGUGAAAGAAUCCGACAGGGGAUGGUACAUGUGCCAGAUUAACACGGAUCCGAUGAAGAGUCAAACCGGCUACCUCGAGGUUGUGGUUCCGCCGAAUAUUCUGGACUACCCAACCAGCACCGACAUGGUGGUGCCGGAAAACAGUAAAGUGACUUUACACUGCGAAGCGACAGGAUCACCGGCGCCAAACAUCAUGUGGCGGCGCGAGGAUAACAAGUCGAUACUCCUGGGAAACGGGACGAAUGUUAUCUCUGUGGAGGGGCCAAAUUUCAAUAUAUCGAAGGUCGAUCGAUCGCACAUGGGUUUCUAUCUUUGCAUCGCGACCAACGGAGUGCCACCAUCGGUCAGCAAAAGAAUCAUGCUCACCGUCCAAUUUCCGCCCAUGAUUUGGGUGCAGAAUCAAUUGGUGGGCGCCCAAGAGGGACAACAGUUGACUCUCGAGUGCCUCUCAGAGGCUUAUCCCAAAUCCAUCAAUUAUUGGACAAGGGAUAAGGACGAAAUAGUUCCGCAAGGGGGGAAAUACGAGCCCACAUUGGUGGACAACGCGUACAAAGUUCAAAUGAAGUUGACGAUAAAUUCGGUCGGUCCGUCAGAUUUUGGAUCGUACAAAUGCGUGUCUAGAAACGCAUUGGGGGACACCGAUGGCACCAUCAAAGUUUAUCCAAUAACGUCCUCGAAUUCUACCGAAAUUAUGACAAGAUACAAAGGUAAACUGAGGCAUAAUUCGGGAAACAAUAUUUUAGAAGGGAAUCAAGAUAUGUUGAAAGAAAGAGAUCUGAAGUUACGUGGCCGGAAAGAAACGAGCGGAAACGAGGAGGACGAUUACGAGGAUUCAGGCGCUGCGUCGAGCAACAACUCUUUCAGCUUGAUUUUCGUCUUGGCCACAUUCUCCAUUUAUCUCCGCCAUCAUCACCCUCAGUUAAGAACGUUGCAUCCGGCUUGAGGAUCGGCCCCCGUGCCGGCCAAUCAUCAUCGGAUCCUCCUUUCGAUCGCGAGCCAUCGAAAAUUUGUAAAUCCACUUAAAAACCCAUCGUCGCUCAGGGACUCUAUAUUUCGAGGAUAAAAAUUUUAUCGAAUCAUCAUCCACGCUACACUCAUCACAAUUGUAUUAUAAAAAGAAAGACAUUAAUUACUAUUACUAUUAUUAUUAUCAUUAUCAU